CUAAAAUUCCCCUUCUUCUUCCACUGUUUCAAGUUGUAACUCUCGUAGAAGAAAAACCUUUCGAAUUUGUGAGAGUAAAUUGAUGAGGAUGAAAUGGGGGUUGGCGGAAAUUUCUGGGAUUUGCUGAAACCCUACGCUCGAGCAGAAGGAUUUGAUUUCUUGAGAAACAAACGCGUAGCUGUGGACUUGUCAUAUUGGAUCGUUCAGCAAGAAACUGCACUCAAAGGCCAAAUUCGAAAUCCUCAUAUCAGACUCAUUUUUUUCCGUACCGUCAACCUCUUCUCUAAGUUUGGGGCAUAUGCUGUGUUUGUCACGGAUGGUACUGCAUCACCACUAAAGUCUCAGGCAAGGAUUGCACGAUUUUUUCGGGCAUCAGGAAUUGAUUUAUCAAGUUUGCCAGUGGCUGAGGAAGCCAUUUCAAUUGAAAGGAACAAGGCAUUUCAGAAAUGCGAAAAAGAAUGUGUUGAGUUGCUUGAACUCCUUGGAGUGCCAGUCCUAAAAGCAAAAGGAGAAGCGGAAGCACUCUGUGCACAGUUGAAUAGAGAAGGACUAGUUGAUGCUUGUAUUACUUCUGACAGUGAUGCAUUUCUCUUUGGAGCCAAUUGUGUUAUCAAAAAUAUGCAACCCAACUCCAAUGAACCAUUUGAGUGCUAUCACAUGUCGGAUAUUGAGUCUGGUCUAGGGCUGAGGAGGAAUCAGUUGAUAGCAAUUUCGCUUUUGGUGGGAAAUGACCACAACUUGACUGGUGUACCAGGGAUCGGGAUUGAAACAGCAGUUCGGUUUGUCAAAUCUUUUAGUGAUGAUGAGAUCUUGUAUAGGUUGCGGGAAAUAGGUGGAGGGGAUCUACAGGAUUUUCAGCACGACGUCAACUUAGACAGUAGUUUAAUACCCAGUUCAGAUGAGAGCCCUCGGAAAACCAAAGUGCCACAUUGUUCAAUCUGUGGACAUCCCGGAAGCAAGAAAGCUCACCUUAAGUUCUCUUGUCAGUACUGCAGUGCCACCGCCAAUGAGGGUUGCAUUAAGAAGCCAUUGGGCUUCAAGUGUAAUUGCUCCCCAUGUGAUUUGGAUAAUAAGGAAAAAGAACAGAAAAGAAACGAGAAUUGGAAGCUUAAAGUUUGCAGAAGGAUAGCCUCGGAGCAGAAUUUCCGAAACAAUGAGAUCACAGAAAUGUACUUGAACAAACAACAGCAAUAUAAUGGAGAUUAUCAUUUAUCAUGGGAAAAUCCAAAGAUUGAUAUGAUAGUUGAUUAUCUGGCUUAUUAUCAGCACUGGGAGCCAUCUUAUACACGUCAAAGAAUGUUUCCUAUGUUAUCCACCAUAUUUCUGAGAGACGUGGCCUCAAAUUCCAAAGAUCAAUUGUUAGGCGGACAAUAUGAAUUUGACUCCAUUCAGCGGGUGAAGACAAGAUUUGGACAUCAACUUUACGUAAUCAAUUGGAAGAAACCAACACGUGAAAUGAGCAAUGUAAUCUGCAUACCUUCUGAAGACUCUGAUACGGAGCAGGAGCUGGGGAUAGCUGAUCAGUCCACAGAUUUACUUGAUGAACCUGAUUCUCCGCAGAUUCAUGUCAACGAGGGAUGCAGCUUUUUGUCAACUGAAGAAGAUAUGGUGCUUGUACAGAAUGCUUUUCCAGAAAAGGUGUCCCAGUUCUUGAGAGACAAGGAACUAAAAGAAUCAAGAUCACGUAGAAAAAGACCAAUGAAAUCUGAGAAUUCAGAAUCACCGAGAGGUGUUCAACUCAGCAUCAGCAACUUCUAUCGAUCAUCCAAAGUCCCUUGUCAUGAGAAGCCAGAGGAGAGUGAAACUGGAUGUCCAAAGAUUAGUGCGGAUGCUUCUAGAGAAAGAGAUAAAGAACCCAUCCGAAACUACUCCAAGUCAGUUAGACGCAAGCUUUUGUUCGAUUAGCCAUAUUGCAGGAUUAUUCAAUACCUUUGAAUCCUGUAAAUUGGUUAUCACAGUGAUGGUGCAUAUUAAUCUUUAUUUUUGUUUUUUUAACCCCAUUUGGUAAAAUGCAAGCUCACUUGUAUAAAUGUAGGUUAGUUUUUCUCUUAGGCAGCAAUAA
Messenger RNA from Solanum stenotomum, 2062 nucleotides. Its product is annotated as flap endonuclease GEN-like 1. Lineage: Eukaryota; Viridiplantae; Streptophyta; Magnoliopsida; Solanales; Solanaceae. The transcript is spliced from 8 exons. Gene Ontology annotation, molecular function: 5'-flap endonuclease activity. The record is from RefSeq and is a predicted model, not a curated record. Bases 94 to 1905 code for a protein of 603 amino acids. Gene Ontology annotation, biological process: pollen development.